This is a messenger RNA of Menidia menidia (Atlantic silverside), 2566 nucleotides long. The record is from the annotation of a GenBank genome assembly. NCBI's taxonomy places the organism in Eukaryota, Metazoa, Chordata, Actinopteri, Atheriniformes, Atherinopsidae.
CGAACGCGCAAUGGUAGGGUGAGGAAGUUUGUCCUUCCUGGCUUCCCGUUCUACGUCACUGUAUGUUGACGUGUAGUUUGGCUUCGGUCUCGUUAGCACGGCGGCGGUUAGCUUACGCUUCUGGAAAGUGGGCGCUUACAGGAAAGGUAACGGUUGGCUUUCUUUGCUUUGACAAACACCGGAACUUUGGACAAUGGCGGCGGACUGGGAAGAAAUCCGUCGGCUGGCCGCUGACUUCCAGAGAGCUCAGUUUGCCGACACCGUUCAGAGGCUGUCGGAGAGGAACUGCAUUGAAAUAAUCACCAAACUGAUCCAAGACAAGAAGCUGGAUGUGGUGCACACGCUGGAUGGGAAGGAGUACAUCACCCCGGCACAGAUCGGCAGGGAAAUCAGGGAUGAGCUGUACGUCCAUGGAGGACGGAUCAACAUUGUGGACCUCCAGCAGAUCAUCAAUGUGGACUGGGUCCAUGUUGAAAGCAGAGCCGGGGACAUCGCAAAGUCUGACAAAGGGGUUCAGCUAGUCCUGGGACAGCUCAUCGAUGAUGCAUACCUGGACCGGCUGGCUGAGGAGGUGAAUGACAAGCUCCAGGAGGCGGGUCUGAUCAGCAUAGCAGAACUGUGUAAAAGCUAUGACCUCCCUGGAGAUUUCCUAACUGAGGAGUUAUCCAAACGUCUUGGAAAGCUUGUCCAGGGAGAGAUGGACCAAUACAACAGAGGGGUCAUAUUCACCUCUGCCUUUGUUGCCCGUCACAAAGCCAGAAUACGGGGGCUGUUCAGCGCCAUCACCAGGCCUACACCUGUCAGCAGCAUGAUUGGAGCCUUUGGCUUUCAGGAACAUCUUCUGUAUUCUGUUUUGGAAGAGUUGGUGAACUCUGGACGCCUAAAGGGGAGCGUGGUGGGCGGCCGGCGGGACAAAGCGGUCUAUAUUCCAGACAUCUACGCCAAAACCCAGAACGCCUGGGUGGACUCUUUCCUCCAGCAAAAUGGGUAUUUAGAGUUCGAUGCGUUGGUGAGACUGGGGAUCCCCGACCCUUGUAGUUACAUCAAGAAGCGCUUUAAGUCCAACAAGCUGCUGUUCCUGCGGGCGGCCUGUGUGGGUCAGGCUCUGGUGGACCAGGUGGAGGCUACGGUGGAGGAGGCUGUAAACUCCGCCACAUGGACCGACCUGCAGCCAGUUCUGCCCAGCUGCCUGUCAAUGGAGGACAUGGGGAUCCUCAUCAACCAGGCUAUGAGGAACACCAACAUCCAGUCCUCCGCCCGGCUGCUGGGGGGCACCGUGGUGGUCAGUGAGAAGUUCAUCAGCAACUGCCUGUCUCUGUUUGACGAGGCCAUGCAGCAGAAAGCCAAGAAGGAGGUCAAAAACAAUCCCGUCUUUCUGAUUACCGAAGAGGAUCUGAAGCAGGCGUCCAUCCUGAUGGAGAGCUCGGCCCCUUCCAAAAAGGACAAGAGAGAAGCAGAGCGCCGGAAGAAGGCUUCAGAGGGCGGUGGCGGCGUGAGGGCCGGAGGAGGUAGCAACGCCAGAGAGAUCCGCAUCCGUAAAACCAAGAAGAAGGGGAGGAGGGACGAGGACAGCGAUGAAGAAAGCGGAUCCUCACAGCCGAAUCGCGGCAAACCGACUGAAACCCCCUUUAUGGCCCAUGAGGAGAUCGUCGCCGUCUUAGAGGAGAGAGUGAGUGACUGCCCUGAAGAAAUCCUGUCCGAGCUGGCAGAGCAUUUAGAAAGACCUCUGACUAAAAGCUAUCAGGAGGUGCUGCGCACCGUCUUCAUGUCCUCCACCGGCUCGUCUUCAGGCUCCAACAAGAAGAAGAGCGUAAAGGACCUGCAAGAGGAGAUCUCCAAUCUCUACAACAAUGUCCGUCUGUUUGAAAAAGGCACCAAGCUGUUCUCUGAUGAGACCCAGGUCAACAUCACCAAGCACAUCCUGAAGACCGUGUGCACUGACGUCACCAACAUCCUGGUCAACUUCCUGGCUGCUGAUCUCAUGAUGUCUGUGGAAAACCCAAGCUCCAUCACCAAUGAGGUCAGGAUGAAGAUUUUGGGUAAGCUGUCCGAGGAGACCAAAGGGCCUCUCAUGAAGCUGCACAACUGCUUGAACGGCAAAACUAUUGAAGACUUUCUAUCCAACCUGGAGACCUGUGCAGAAGUGUGUGGCUUCAUGUUGAAGAAAGGAGACAAAAAAAAGGAGAGACAGGCUCUGUUCCUGCACCGCCACGCGCUGAUGGAGCAGCUGAGGGACACGGAGGAGCCGGCCCUGGUGCUGCACCUCACCAGCGUGCUGCUGUUCCAGGCCAGCACCCACUGCAUGCUGCACGCCCCCGGCCGCUGCGUGCCCCAGGUCAUCGGCACGCUGACCGGACGGAUACCCGCGGAGCAGCAGCAGCUGCUGGCGGCCUAUCAGAACCUGGUGGUGAAGCAGCUGGUGAGCCAGAGCCGGAAACAGGAGGAGGAAGAGGAGGAGGAGGAGGAAGAGGAGGCCAGGGGGGUGCGCGCCCAGCUCCAGGCCCUGACCCCCCAGGUGAAGGAGCUGGUUCUGUCCCAUCGCAAGCCCUCCGUCACCGAGGACUGA